Messenger RNA from Bipolaris maydis ATCC 48331, 1155 nucleotides. The record is from RefSeq and is a predicted model, not a curated record. NCBI's taxonomy places the organism in Eukaryota, Fungi, Ascomycota, Dothideomycetes, Pleosporales, Pleosporaceae.
AUGACCGAAAUCACCAGCUCCAUGCCUAUGAUCAGCGACUGCACACAUGCUGUUUCGUCCUCCCUUGGGGUCAAGCUUCCACUGUCUCAGAAUGCCUGCCCAGUAUGCGUCAUCACCUCUCAAAUGGCCGCAGUGCGAGCGGCUCAGAAUCACUUCUUGACCCGUGGAGGCGUCUUCAUGUCCAGUUCAGGCGACGUUAAAAAGCACGUCAUCGCUACAAGGUACUGGAAAAAGACUAAGGUUGCACUGACAAAUACCAUCAUCCAGUUCGAAGGCUUGCUCAAUGAGCCUGACUUGCCAGUUGAAGACAUAGCAAAGCUGAGCGAAGCACUGAGAAUAUGGGACGACCAGAAAUUUUUUCUGGGUAGAGUGCCAGGCCUGAGAUAUGUUAGAGGGCCAGAUACACCUGUACCGACAGAAGAAGAUAGAGAACGUGCGAGGGUGUUCAUGAACUGGGUACGAAAUACAAUGAAGAGGGAGAUGAUACUGAGCGCCAUGAGACACAAAGCCCGCUCGAUACCAGCUCGACCGCCCGACAAAGAUCAACCUGGUUGGCAACUUGUAGAGCCCAGGUCAUUUUCAACUGAACAUUUUUCAACCUCGCUCGCCACCACCACCACCACCACCACCACCACCACCCACACUUGCCCAGCCACUCCCAAAUCCAUCUUCAAAUCUCUCCGCGCCUUCAUCACCCCGAGACCUGACCAUCCAGCACGACAAUCAAAACACGUCCGCAUCUCCCCCUUCGUAACCAUCUCUUCCGAGCACCUCUCUACCGCCAACCCCUCCCCCUUCAAAUCCCUCUCCCGCAUUUGCACUACUGCCCCACACUCCGCACACACCACCGCCGAGCACAAGCGCCACAAAUACACAUACUUCCGCCGCCACCCAACCUACGAGCCCGGGGUGUGGGCGUCUGCCGAGGGGUCAAGAAAGUCGAAUACGAGCUUCUAUCACGCGAAGCCGUGGGCGGUGGAAAUGUAUGUGGGGAGGGAGUUGAAGAGGGAGGAGAGGGAGAGGAAGGUUGCGGUGCAGUUGGGGAGGGAUGGGCGGGAGUGGAUGUUGGCGCUGGCUGAGGCGAGGAAGAUGGAUGUGCAGGGGGUGAAGUUGGAGAGGUUGGUUGUUUGGUUGGAGAGGUUGGGAGGAGGAUAA